AUGGCUGAUUCGUCACCCCACGAUGCAUCCAAGGGUUCUCAAAGGAAUGACACGCCUGUUUUUACUAAUUAUGUUAAUGUUCCGCUGCACGUCGACAAGUUGGAUGGCUCCAAUUAUGAUUCUUGGGCUUUUGAUCUCCGACUCUGGCUUGAUGGACAGGAUUAUGCUGACCAUCUCAUUAUUAAGGCUGAGUCCAUCUCGGUAGAUGAACGCCCUCGAUGGAAAAAGGUUGAUGCUCAGUUAUGUAGCAUCAUCAAGUCUACCAUCCACCCGUCAUUGAAGCAGAUCUUCCGUGCUCACGUCACUUGUGAGUCUGUUUGGCGUCAGGCCAAGUCACUUUAUACCAAUGACACUCAGCGACUCUACGGUGUUUGUCAAAAUUUGGUAACUGUUAUUGCUGCUCAACACUUUGAUGUCUCUAUGUCUGCUUAUUUGGAAAAAGUUCAGGGUCUCCUUCAUGAUUUCAAUGAACUUUUGCCGCCUGCUACAGACCCUGCUAAGGAACUUGAGCAACGCAGCACAUUCUUCAUGCUCAUGGCUCUUUAUGGCUUUCCCCCGAAGUACUCUGUCAACCGGGAUCAGAUCUUGGACUCUACUACUGUUCCAUCCCUGGACUCUGUUCGGUCUAUGUUGCUUCGAAUUCCACCUAAGUCUGCUAUGGAGCCUGCAGUAUCUGCUCCCUCUUCAAUUGACCCUUCUGCACUUGUUUCCAAGGGUUAUACACGUGGACAAAAACCCUCUAAGGGACGCCUUCUCUGCACUCAUUGCAACAAGCCGGGCCAUACUAUUGAUCGUUGCUGGGAUCUUCACGGUCGCCCUCCUCGCUCCGCUAAUUUUGCUCAGAGUGUUGCUCCUGCCUUGGACUCUGCUUUGAUUGCUGGACAACAGCCACCUCCGUCUAUUCUCACUGACUCCUUGCAAUGGUAUAAAGAGAAGCGUCCUCCUGGUACCACUGUCUCUGGUGCACACACGGGUAAUUCCUUUGCUGAUUUUUCUCACUCGCGCUCUCUUGGUCCAUGGAUUCUCGAUUCUGGUGCAUUUGACCAUAUUUCUGGUAAUAAGUUUUUAUUCACCUCUCUCUGUACGUCUGGUCCCCUGCCCAGUAUCACUAUGGCUAAUGGAUCACUGGUUCAGUCCCAAGAGAUUGUCACUGUUCUCCUUUUUCCUUCUAUUCCCAUUAACAAUGAUCGGAGCUCGAGGAGGACACUUGGCGUCGGAUCUGAGUCCAACGGCCUUUAUCAGCUUUCGACUUCUGUCCCAGUGUGCUUUGUUGUGGAUUCUCCGCUUACUAUCCACGCUCAGUUGGGACAUCCGAGUCUUGCUAAGCUCCAGAAGAUGGUCCCACGUUUCUCAAAUUUAUCUAGUUUGUCUUGUGAGUCAUGUCAGUUAGGGAAGCACACUCGUAGUUCGUUUCCCGAUCGUGUCAAUCGUCGGUCUUCGUCUCCUUUUGCUUUAGUUCAUUCAGAUAUUUGGUUUCAAACUUUCUUUACAUCUCAUGGCAUCCUUCACAAAACAUCAUGUUCACACACCCCUCAACAAAAUGGGGUUGCUGAACGCAAGAACUGUCACCUCAUUGAAACUAUUCAGACACUUUUGUUGCAUAGUCAUAUCCCCUUCCAGUAUUGGGGCGAUGAUGUCCUCACAACUUGUUAUCUCAUUAAUCGCAUGCCUUCCUCCGUACUUAAUAACCAGGUACCACAUUCUGUGUUGUUUCCCCAUCAACCUUUGUAUCCACUCACUCCUCACGUCUUUGGUUCUACUUGUUUUGUCCAUAAUCUCAGCCCUGGUCUUGACAAGUUAUCUGCUAAGUCACAUAAAUGUAUUUUCCCGGGUUACCCUCGCUCACAAAAGGGUUAUCGUUGUUACUCUCCCAGUCUUCGUCAUUACUUUGUCUCGGCGGAUGUUACUUUCUUUGAGUCUAUCUCAUUCUUUGACUCCUCCUCCUUUUCCAGUGACUUUGUUGCUACUCAGCUACCUUUACCCCCUGUUUCAGUUCAAUAUAUCCCUUCACCACCUCCUUCUUUAGAUGUCCCCGCCCCUGUUCCCUCCGUCCAGGUUUAUCAUCGUCGGCAACGUCCACCUGUUCCCCAAGACCAUGCCCCUAUUGUUACUGAGGCUUCUGUGGGCUCACUUCCGUCAUCAUCUCCUCCGGCAGCUCCGGUCCUUCCGUCUGACAUUGAUUUACCCAUUGCACUCGGAAAGACUACAGGUGAGGCGUUAUCUCAUUCUGGAUGGCGACAGGCCAUGAUUGAUGAGAUGUGUGCACUUCAGAGCAGUGUCAAAGUUGGUCCUGAUGGUCAGGUGGACCAUCUCAAGGCCCGAUUGGUGGCUAAAGGUUAUACUCAGGAGACAGCUCUGUUGAAUGCUAUGGAUAUUCCAGAAAGAUAUAGAAGAUUGGUUGAGAAACUGAACUAUCUCACAGUUACUUGA
Gastrolobium bilobum is the source of this 2430-nucleotide messenger RNA. RefSeq lists its product as uncharacterized. The transcript has 6 exons. Lineage: Eukaryota; Viridiplantae; Streptophyta; Magnoliopsida; Fabales; Fabaceae. The record is from RefSeq and is a predicted model, not a curated record. Gene Ontology annotation, molecular function: nucleic acid binding. Gene Ontology annotation, biological process: DNA integration. The coding region runs from base 1 to 2430 and encodes 809 amino acids.